UUUUUUCAUACUUCGAACGUCGAUAAAACAUGCGCGGGUAAACUCCUCCCUAUUCGUGGUGAGAUAAGACUGGACUGAAAAAGAUAAGAACUCGUGAAAACUACAUAGGAUAGGAUAAUAUACAACCAUUCAGUUUAUUUUUAAGUUUAUCAAAUAUUUUAAAACUGCUGUGAAUUGAUUUGAUCAAUAGUACAUUGAACGCGUCGGGCAUAUAUUGGCGGUCUGCGGAACACACUCUUAUCUAAACACAAUGCAUUUUGUGAUAAGGGCUUUCUUCCAUAGAACUUGUUUCAUAUGAAUCACUUGUGACAUCAAUCAGUUCUGAUAAGAACGAGAAAGAAUGAGAUAAUGUGAAAAGGAUCAAGUUUAUGUGAUAAAUAAUUAUCUAUUUUUAUGGUAAAUUGUAACACAAAAUUCUAACAAUGGGUUCUAUCGCCUUGGAAGAGUACGAGCUAAUGAAAGACUCUAAAUACAGAGUCUAUGUGUCCGCUGUAGACAAAGCUUUAAAAAGCUUUGAAUACACUAGUGAAUGGGCAGAUUUAAUUUCUGCUCUUGGAAAAUUAAACAAGGUGUUACUAAGUCAUAUGAAGUUUCCGGUUAUUCCUAGGAGAAUUAAGAUAUCUAAAAGAUUGGCACAGUGUAUGCAUCCUGCUUUGCCAUCUGGUGUUCACUUAAAAGCCCUAGAAACCUAUGACAUUAUUUUCAAAUGUAUGGGCACUAACAGAUUGAGUCACGAACUCUUUAUAUAUAGUGCUGGUUUGUUUCCAUUGUUAGGUCAUGCUGCUAUGAAUGUAAGACCAUCUUUAUUGACAGUAUAUGAAACACACUUUGUACCUCUUGGAGAGAGAUUAAGGCCUGGUUUAAGUGGAUUUUUGAGUGGCGUUCUUCUUGGUUUAGAAGAUGGUUCUGACCAUUUUGAUAGAACCAAUUCAUUGCUUGAAAAAGUUUGUGAAGGAGUAGGUCCAGAACAUUUUUAUGCGUGUUUAUGGGAUUGUUUAGCUUCAAAUUCUGGAAUUAGACUUCCUGCUAUAUCCUUUGUGUUAACACAUUUCAAUAAAAAACUGCCAAUGGAAGAACAAAAGUACAUCAUGGGCACAGAUACUAAUAUUAUGGUAACAGCUCUGUGUGCUGGAGUACAAGACAGUUCUGUGUUAGUACAAAGAAGUGCUUUGGAUUUAUUGUUAGUUGGUUUUCCUGUACAUAAUAGUCAAUUAACACACCAGCAAAUGGUAUCAUUGGUCACGGCUGCUCUUGUCACUAUACUAAGAAGAGAUAUGAGUUUAAAUAGGCGACUAUUUGCAUGGCUUUUGGGUACUGAAGUAAGCACAUCUAUUUUAAAAAGGAAGACACAUACAACAGUUUCAGAGACCACAGAAAAUACCCCCACUUAUUUUGAUAUGUAUUCGAAAGAGAUGUUAAUUGAAGCAAUAAAAUCAUUGUUAAAAACUGUAUGUGAUGAGAGUCCACAAGAUUUAAAGCCAUACAGAAUAUUAGUUUCAUUGUUAGAAAAAGUAGAUAUUGGUCCAGUAAUUUUAGAUGAUAUUUUAUUUGAGGUUUUUAGGACAUUUUAUAAUGCUUGUGGACAGUCGAACAGAGUACCGAAAACGAACGAAGUUGUAAAGUCAGCAAAUUUACUAUUUUCAACAUUGGAACCAUCUUAUGUUUGGAUACAUUGUGGACACUUGUUUGAAAAAUCUUGUCAGACACGGGCAAAAACUAAGUAUGAGGUAGAAGAUAUUGCUGUAAGAUCUGUGGGCAGUGGAAUGCCAAAUUUCAUUGAAGUGUGUAUAUUGACGGAAUUCCUUCUCGACACGGUGUCGUUGGAUGCAUUUAUAGAUACUCCUUCGGAGCAUUUGCCUGGUUUAUUUUACGAAAUUAUCAAUAAAAUUAUGUCUCACAUCGAAAUUUUGUCUCCUAUGGAGAUUUCAAGAAGUCUUAAUUUGUGCGCGAAGAUUUUAUCAAAAGUUCAACCAACUGUAGUCUCAACUCACGCGGAGAAGAAUGAAUUAGAAACAAAAUUGGACACAACUACUAAUGGCAAUACAAGUACAGCAUUUAGUGACAAUUCCUUGACUGCGAUACCUUUGGAAAAAAGUCAAUCUGAUAGCAAAUUAAAUAAGCCUGAUACAUCGAGCAGUUCAUUUUCUGAAAAAAGUCCGAGUCCUAGAAGAAGAGCAAAUUCUGGUGGUGCUACCAAACGAUCUGAUAAAAAAUCGAAGAAAAAAUCCAGUAAAAGUACCUCCAAGUUAAGCGAAUCUUUACAAGAUCAGGGCAGUAACGUCUCAGUGGUCGUUAGUCAAGAAUCCAAAGGUUUACCGAGAAAUAAAAGCAUGGAUGACAUAAAAACUGAAUGCAUAGAAACAAACAAUACCAGUUCACCGUCUAAGGAUCAAUUAAUUACGUUAAAACAAACAAGUAAAAAUAGUCCCAUGGGCUCCACAGGAUCUUUAGGUAGAGGCCCAUCUCCAGCAUUUCAAGCACAACAUACAAUGUUAGAAAAAUGUUUAAGGCAGUACGAAACUUUUUAUGUUAAACUAAUAAGUAACCGAGUGUUGAGUAAGGAGAGAACGGUACAGAAUAUGUUUGACAGUUUAAUGAUAUCGUGUCCAAGGGAGAGUUUUGACGAAAGAAUGAGAUACUUAGAACUUUUGUUAAACUCUAGAUUAAACAUGGAAGAUUCUGGCUUCUUCAGUCAAGAUGUAUCCGUGACAGAAGAUACGAAACAUUUGGAUAUUCUUCAUUUACACGUUGAUUCUGUUUCACAGUCGGAAUGGGAGGAACCCGUAAGGAUUGCAUCUAGCUUGUUCGUUGAACUCUCUACGUUUCCUAAAUACUUUUUUCCUGGUGAUGGAAUAUUCGUAGAAGAAGAGCCGAAGGGACAUAUCGUUCUUCCAGAAUGGUUGAAAGUUUUAGUUGUUUGCAGUUGUUGGUUGGGAAAGCAACCUGCUCUACAGUUAACCAGUAUUGCAACUUUGUUAGAUUUAACAGCUUUACUAAAAGCUCACAAUGAUAUUGAGACUCAUACAAAAAGUGGAGAGGGCAUCACAUCUGUAAUUAUGGUACCAUUAUUGAAACAGUGGCAUAUAAUUUAUUUAAUGCAAUAUACCAAUGUGUUCCAGGUAUUGGCACAUUCUUUGUGGCAUCAUCUUGGAGAGUUACCUGCUCACAAAUAUAGAAUGCGAUGCGUUGAAUUGCUACACGAAUUGCAUCAUGCUUUGCAUAAUUCUUGUGAUGCGGUUGAAGACGUAAUAGGAGCGGCACUCACGUCAGAAAAUAUAGAGAAAAGAAUAGAAGCAUUUAAUAGAUUUUCCACUUUAUGGCAUUUGGGACGUGAAAUUGAAACGAAUCCUAGGUUACGAGGCUGUAUGAAAUCGUUCGAUCAGUCAUUGUUGAAAAUAUUGGAUAAUCUACAACUUUGCGAUAAUUCUCCUCUAAAGCUUCACGCUCAGUCGUGGCUUCUUCAUUCUUUAAUGCGAGGUGAUAUUUCACGGGUAGUGGACCCGUUAUUAAUAAUACUGUUAGAUCCAUCUACGUGUCGCAUGAGCGUACUCCAUGUCAGUAUACAACACAGUAAUACUGUUUUAACAAAGAACGACCCCAUCGAAGAAAAAUCUGAAAUACAAGAUGACACCGAAGGAGCGGCAAAGAUCUAUGCAAUCAGUUCUGUAGACGGAAAUGUGAUAUAUCACGUUAGCGAUAGUGUAGACGAAGAUAAAAAAUGGCGAAAGGGCAAGAAAAAGAAAAAGGCCAUAAAUCCAGUAAAAGUAAAAAGAAUAUUUGCUGUAACGACUCUAGCCGCCGGUGAGAACUGUAACCAAUAUGUGACUGAGAAAAAUCAAUUUAUGAAAGAGCUGGAAGUACCACCUAGCAUAUCUGGUAACCGAAAGAUAUCCGUGUUCGUCAAUCCAUUGUCGUUAAAUUGCAAUGAAAACUCCAACGAUUCCUUGACGGAGGAUGAUUCGUUACCCAGCGUGAAGAAGGCAAAUUUAACAACAGAAUUGUUGAAAAAUGCGACAAGAUUUAAAAAGAUGGAUUUCGAUAAAGGUUCAACAGCCAGUUUAGAUGAGAGUCUUUUCGAAUCUGCAAAUUCCAGUUUAAAAACGAAGGAUAAAAAUGGGUUCAAGAAACUGAAUGGAGAAGUUGGUUCGUCAUUGGAUUCUAUUACCAACAGUUUCGAUUCUAGUAGUCCUGAAAUAACCAAUAAACAAUCGAAAUCGAAGAAAGAAUCUGUUAUAAUGCCGGGUAGUUCUAGAGAAGUAGCUGGAACUAUUAUUAAGGGGAAAUAUCACAGUACGAAUGAAUUCACGACAAAUUAUGAUGUGCACGAUGUUGGAAGUUUCGAAGCAAGCGCCGAAGUGCCUAGUUGGACAAUGGACGACGAAGAAGGUGACCUCGAUGCCAGUACAACUGCGGAAGAGUACUUUAGUAACUCCGGUGGUAACAGUAUAAUUGAAGAAGUUUUAAAUGAAGUGCUUGAUCGUGUAAUGCAAAUAUGCGAAGUUGCUGAACCAACUAAAAACGCGGACGAUAGUGCAUACCAAAAUACAAAAACGGGUCGUAACUUUGGAAUCGGAGUACAUAAUCUUCAUUCGCAUAUGUUACUAUAUUGUGGAGUUUAUGAUUCAAUCAGAACGCUUUAUGCAUUACGUACACUUCGCAAUGAAUUGUUAACCAACACCAGAAUGUUUUUGUGUUGCGCUGCGACUACUGGCGUAUCUAAUACGACAAAAAAUACAACGUUAUUAAAUUUAUUAGCUAGACAUCGGAAAAGUGUAUUUGGGAGAAAUUUCCAUGGCGAUAUAGCAAACACAGAAUUCAUAGCAGCCUAUAGAAGUAGCAUGUAUUUAGAAAUUUUAAUUAGCGUGUGUCUUUACUUUGCAAGAAGUUAUUAUCCUAAUUUGGGGCAGAUGAGGCUAACAAACGAAGAAAUCGCGGGCAAUCGACAAGUACAACUUGCAAGUGCAGAACUAUUAAUGCUUAUAUUCUCCGAACUAAUUCCUAUCGUUCGCGAUUCAGGAAAAGGUUUCAGUUGUUACAUAGUGGAUCUACUUGCAAAAUGUAAAGUACAAAAGGUUGCGUUGCACUGUCUCGUGUCCAGUGUGAUGAAUAUGAAGAACGCAAAUAAGGAAAGUGAAGAAGUAUUUACGUUUACUGAAGAGAUCAUUUUAUUUAAUGACCCAGUUGUGGAUAAUGAUACGAAUAAAUGCAAGUAUAGAGCAAGCGAUCAUACAGAGGCUUUUCAAAUACAAUUAUUAAGACUAUUAUUAGCUUUAAUUAUGUUGGAACAUCAAUGUGGCAAUCAAAAAGGUGAAGAAAUAGGUCCACCAACUAUGUCAACACCAAGUACUCCAACACGAACUGUUCCAAAUAUUAUGGGAAAUAGCUUGAAAUAUGUUCCCGGUGCAGCAAUUCCACAGCAACCAAUGUUUCUUGCUAGCAUAUUAAGCGCUUUACAAUUGGACCAUAUGAGACAUUUGCAUCAACAUUGGACAACUCUCGUUACAUCGAGUCUUCCGUUUAUGGGAUCUUCGUUAACUUCGAUAGUAACAUCGGUCAUCCACCAACUGUGUUGCAACAUUGAACAUUUGGCGUCAUAUUAUAUUAACGAGGAAACAACAUCAGCAACGAAGUUACAGGAUAUGAGUACAGUCGAAUGUUGUCUUCCUGCGGACUAUACAGUCACACAUUUAGAAGCUUUAACAUUUUUACUUCAUUAUUGUUUAUUGGAUACAUCACAGCAGAUUGGUUUCUCCUUUAAUCAGCCUUUGAGUGGUACAAUUCAGACUGGAAUUCCUGGAGCAAAUCCAGGACAGAUAUUUAAUAAUCUUAUUCAUGUGUUUAUGCCGAGUCCUCUUUCUCCAGAUCUUGCAGCGUCGAAAGAUAAAAGUGGUGCAAGUGAACUACAGCAGCAUGCUAGAAGGACCGCUUUAAGUCACCUACCAAGAAUAAUCGCAUCCCUCUCUACUCUUUGGCAAGCAGUGUUAGCAACAAAAGACAAUGAUCAAGCCAGUUGUGUAGUUGGUAGUCCAAGAAUAGUAAAACAUCAACUUUUAGAACUUCUAUCUCCCAUAUCUUUCCAUCAUGGAGUAAACUUUUUGGCUGCGAUUGCUGUUGCUUGGCAUGAAAGACGACAACCUGGUAGUACUUCAAAGAAGGUACUUCCAGAAGCUUGUCCUAAUCAGCAAGUUAUGGUUCAUUUAGUGAGCGCAAUUCGUGUAAUGCCUAUAGAUACUUUAGUCCAAACCGUACAUCAAGUCGUAAAAAACCCACCACCGAUACACGGCGUAAAACAGGACUUUUCGUUAGAAGUUUCUGUGUUAGAAUUGCUUUACGUCUACAUGCAAAGUACCACGUCUCAGUCUCUCAUUGAAUCGUGGACAUCCUUGCUGGGUUUGCUUAAAGAUGGCCUAUCUCUAACUGCACCUGCUCAGUUUUUGUUAUUAGCAAUUUUAAACGAAUAUGUACAAAAAUGUCCUCCAAUGCAAGAGAAAAAAGAUAUAAGGGAUUUGCAAGAUGUAUCAGCAAAGCUGGUUGAAUCGUGUUCCCAAAUAGCUGGAGCAUGUUUAGAACAAACAACAUGGUUAAGAAGAAACUUAGCAGUAAGAGAAGAUGCGUUUGAAGUGGUGGAAGGAUCUUCGGAAGGUAAAGAAGGCAAAACUGGUGCUGUAACACCCGGUACACCGCCUAAUGCAGCGUAUAGUGUUCAAGCUCAGGCAGUUUUAGCUGAAAUAGUAGCACCUUUAUUGGAUGUUAGUUAUGGUUCCCAAGAAAAAGAACGCGUAGUAACACUAUUAACCAACCUCAUGUAUAACGUUACACCAUAUCUUAAAAAUCACUCGACAAAGAAUAUUGCCUCUUUUACGGCUUGCUCCCAAUUAUUGAGUUCCUUAUCAGGCUACCAGUACACGAGAAAAGCAUGGCGCAAGGACGUACUGGAUCUUCUGUUAGAUUCUGCCUUUUUCCAAAUGACACCAGCGUGUUUGCCAUAUUGGAGGACUAUAAUAGAUAAUUUAAUGACACACGACAAUACAACGUUUCGGGAUUUAAUGAAUCGCGUUUCCAUGGCUCAGGGUAGUAGUAUCAGUAUAUUUUCUUCAAAGGAACAGGAAUACGAACAAAAAGCUCAGCUCCUGAAAAGACUAGCAUAUGUUAUACUUUGUAGCGAAAUGGAUCAAUAUCAGAAGUACAUGCCUGAAAUCCAAGAACGGUUAGCAGAUAGUUUGCGAUUGCCACAAGUUAUUCCAUCGAUUCAGGCACAAGUCUUUCUUUGUUUUCGUGUGCUACUUUUAAGAAUGUCACCACAACAUGCUACUUCCUUAUGGCCUGUAAUAGUUAGCGAACUUGUUCAGGUCUUCCUGUACAUUGAACAAGAAUUAAGCACUGAUAGUGAAGAAUUCAGUCGUCAUGGCAGUUCACACAUAAAACUACUCUCAGCUUUGGAUUCAUCGUGGGCUGUAAAUGCUAGUAAUGGACUUCAAGCACAUGGCCAUCCUCACUGGUUACAGUUACAACUAGCAGCUGCUAAAUUAUUAGAUUUAGCACUACUCUUACCUGCACACAGGCUUCCUCAGUUCCAAAUGUAUAGAUGGGCAUUUGUAGGGGACUCAGCGGCAGGAUGUAUGGAGAAUAAUAACCUGUCUUCUGAUUUUGUACCACACAUCACAAGAAUAGCAAAACUAAUGGACAACAAGUAUAAACAAGACUCAAAUCCUGUAAAAGCCACACCCGGUGAACUACUCUUAACAUCUAAUAAUAUACGUUCAUUGCAAGACCUGCAUUAUUUUUUUACAACACUUAGUCGCAGAUCAAGUGACACUCAGGCACCAUUAAAUAUCACACAGUUGGAAACAGUGAUAGAGCAAGAUUUUCUUGAAAAGAUGCCAGCUGCGAGAUAGUAGGGGUACGCUUUCAACAAUGUAGUAAAACAACUUUUAAAGGAGAAAGAUGGAAGAAGCAUUUGAACACCCUUUAUUCUUUGAUAUCUUUUUAAUGCACUAAUGUAAACGUUAAUCAUAUAAGAUAAACUGAAAAAAACCUGAUUGUAUUAAGAAAAGAGCAGUUGGCUCAUUUAUUCACUUCUAUACAGUUUUAUUAUAAACUUGUACAUCGCAUAUUAAGUAACGUAGAACAUGUAAUAUAUAGAAGUAUUCAUAUCGAUAUUUGAUUUUUAUUAGCUAAGCUUCUAACUUGUCUCCUCAUUCGGUUGUGAAUAGUUAUCAAAAGAUACAAUACGCCAGGCUGGAGCCUAGCUGAAUUAUAUCUGUAGAAAAUAUGUACAGUGUAAUAUAACAUUUUAUUGCGAUGUUAUUUCUUCAUCUGUUUUAAAAGUUAAUUGUUUCUUGUUUGUUAUAUAUAUCCUCAUUUUUUUGAAACAUAAAACCUCCGAUAGUCGAUGAAAUGAUAACAUAAGCAUGCAAAAUAUUUCUAUUUUCUUUAUAUUUGUAUCUUAUGAAAAUGCAACACCACACCCAAUGAAGCUUUGAAUUGAAUUAAUUGUAUAUGUAUUUAACAAGUACUGAAAUAUUGCAACUUGCAGCAAUGAUGUUUCUGUCUUUCAAUAUUUUUUGUACUUUGAAUGAUAAUCAAUUCCUGUAUCUAAAUGAAGCAAUUUUUAAUAUGCAGGAUUGGUAAAUAUUAACCAUUCUAUUUGAAAAUAUGAAUUAUGUGCAAACGUUUAAUGUUGUGUAUGAAAAAGUAAAGACAGGGAAUGCGUUUAUACAUGUGUCAUAUGUGUGAAUAUUAUAUUAUUCUUUGCUUGAAGAUUAAUGUUAGUAAAUUACUUCUUGCAAAAUUUCUAAUCAUUUAAAAGCAGAUAAAAUUAUAAGAUUUUAUUAUACAUGUUGCGUUAUAUUUCUGCAGUAAUAUAUUUUUUUAAUAUUGCUUAUUAUAGGUACUGAAUAAAUACUAUAGUAAAUAAAAAUCGUAAGUUUAUUAAUAUUUAAUGACAGUAAUUUGUAUAUUGUAAUCUUCACACAUGUGAUCCAUUGAUUCAUAUGUGAUUAAAAACAAGUGAAAAAGAAAAACUUGCUGUGAAAUUAUUUUUCUAUAUGUAAACACAUAAAAAAUUUUAAAGGCACGCAAGUUUUUUAAACAAGCAUGCUUUAUAAAGCGUGGAUUUAUUUAUUAAAUAUUUAUCUACUAUAGUUGCCAUUUUGAUUUUAUCAUGUAUAUACAUUUACUAUGUAACUGCUAAUACAUUAGCAUCACUUUCUCAUAUUGUUUCACUUGUGCUACGCGUGAAACAAGUUAACUGAAUAUGUAUACAGAAAUAUUAUUAUAUGAAUUAAUAAUUAAGAAUUCAAAUAAUAAACAAAACUGCAUCUAUACAAACAAGUAUUACCGAAUUUUAUAAUUAAUGCUUGUUAUGCAAACACUGCAGCAUUUGUUAUUUCUUCUAUUCAGUUAUUAAUCAUGUGUAUACAAUGUGAAUAUCUAAUAAGUAGAAUAAUAUGCAUUUGUUAUCUAUACAAGAUAUGGUUAAAAAAUAAUUUUUCAAGUUAAUAUUUAAUUGAAAACUGCAUUACAAUGAGUGAAACUAUUCGUACUGUAAUUUUCAUGUUAUUUAAACUAUCUGAUUCUAUUUUAAAAAUAAAAAGAUUGGUCAUAAAAU
Megachile rotundata (alfalfa leafcutting bee) is the source of this 9610-nucleotide messenger RNA. RefSeq names its product protein DOP1 homolog. NCBI's taxonomy places the organism in Eukaryota, Metazoa, Arthropoda, Insecta, Hymenoptera, Megachilidae. Gene Ontology annotation, biological process: Golgi to endosome transport. The record is from RefSeq and is a predicted model, not a curated record. Gene Ontology annotation, cellular component: trans-Golgi network; endosome.